Beauveria bassiana ARSEF 2860 is the source of this 4155-nucleotide messenger RNA. RefSeq names its product sec7-domain protein. Gene Ontology annotation, molecular function: guanyl-nucleotide exchange factor activity. Lineage: Eukaryota; Fungi; Ascomycota; Sordariomycetes; Hypocreales; Cordycipitaceae. The transcript has a single exon. Gene Ontology annotation, biological process: regulation of ARF protein signal transduction. The record is from RefSeq and is a predicted model, not a curated record. The coding region runs from base 1 to 4155 and encodes 1384 amino acids.
AUGCCUUUUCUACGCCGUCGUGGCAACCUGGCCAAUGAACCCGAUGCACGACAGCAACAUACUUCAUCAAAGGGCGAUGACCCUGCCAAAAAUUCCACUGUUUCUGCGAGCCAUGAUGGACAGACCAUAAAAUUCGACGACCGUGCCACCACCACGACACAAACUCCCCGCGAAUCGACGACCAGCCGGCCUGAUACGUCACACAACCAUGACGAUCUCAAUAGACAGAAGCGUUUCUCCGUUCUUAGAUUCAGGAACGCCUCGGAUUCGCAGCUCUCCUUGAGAGCGAAGCAGCAAGCCGAACACUUACCGCCCUUGCCUUCAAGUACUUUACAAUCACCGUGCCGCCUUGUAACCUCUUAUCUUGUGGCUAACGUGAAACCAGCUCCCGCCAUCAUCACCACCGCACCGACUAACGAUAUCAAUGGACCCCGUAGAGUCAAAUCACGGAUGAGCUUGGCUGCCGCCAAAUUUCGGCGCUCCAAUGACAUUCCUCGAGACGGUGACCAGCAAAGCCGACCAAAGAGCCAGAAGCAGGCUAGAAAGUCAUUCAACGAUGCCAGAGGGCGACCUACCAUGGCGAAGUUGGACGAACCUCAGUCCCCGCCGCUAGAAUCACGAACCUCCACUACAUCCAAUGGAACGUCGUUAACUACACCAGCUUACCGCCCUUCUGAGUCCUCAAGGUCCGACGCCAGUUCCACCGACAAUGCCUUGUUAUCGAGUCCUAGCACCACACCAAAAAAGACGCCAACAUCCUCCAUCUUUCGACUGAGAAGAACGAAGAAGACACCAGAGCCUCUAUUUCCCCUAGCACACUUGCCACAAAGGAGUAAGACCGGGGUCGUCUCGCAGUCAGCAUCAACAUUGAACGUGGCGGCUACACCCCGUCCAGCUUCGUCGUGGAGCGCCACAACCCCCAAAGCAAACCUCGAUGGCAUCGAUAGCAAGCAAGCCUCGCGAUCCUCCACAAUUGCUGCUCUGCAGACAGCAGAUGGUCGCUCUGGGCAGUCAUCACCUACCAGGGCCAGCAUGUUGCGCGGCCGUUCCUCAACCUUAAGCUCGCUAGGUCGCGACUCUACUGACGAUCACCUCACCCUUCCACAUCCUAGGACGUCUACGUCAACCGGUCGGAAGAGCUUUGGAGAUUUAUUGGGUAUAAGUCGUCUUCGUCAAAACUCGGACCUCGCACGCCAAGGAUCUCUGACUCCAUUGACCCCAAGCUCCAUCCCCUCGAACAACAACUCUUUUCAGUUGAGCCGCGAUACCUUAAUUUUGCCGGAAAGAAAGAAUGACGAGUCAGCUGCCAAGUAUUUGGAACACCUGGAAGCCGACGUUCCACGCGGCAUCAUCGCGGCAAGCUUGGCCAAACACACGGAUCCAUUUUUCAGCACUGUCUUACGAAGUUUCAUGAGACGCUUCAGCUUCUUUGGCGACCCUAUGGAUAUGGCUUUGAGAAAGCUUUUAAUGCAGGCCGAGCUGCCAAAGGAGACACAACAGAUCGACCGAUUUUUACAGGCUUUCGCGAACAGGUACCAUGAAUGCAAUCCAGGCAUUUAUUCUUCUCCUGACCAAGCAUACUUCAUCGCAUUUUCGCUGCUCAUUCUCCAUACCGAUGUCUUCAACAAGAAUAACAAACACAAGAUGCAAAAAUCAGAUUAUGUCAAGAAUACCCGCGGAGAAGGGAUCUUUGACGACAUCCUAGAGUGCUUCUACGACAAUAUAUCCUACACUCCCUUCAUCCACGUCGAGGACGAUCUGGACCUUGCUGCCGAUCGAAAUGCGGCGAUCAAGUCGAAGCGAAAACCUCGUGAUCCUGAUGCAAGCGGCAAUACCACUGCUCGCGCAGCCAAGGAUCCUAUCGAUCCAUAUACACUUAUUUUUGAAGGUAAUCUUGAACCUUUGCGGCCGAAUUGGAAAGAUACAAUGUACUUGGAAGACCACUUCAAUUACCUUGGUACAGCAACCUGUCUCAAUAUGAACGAUCUACAGAAGACAUUCUUUCGUACGGGUGUUUUGCAAAUCGUAUCGCCGAGAUCCCGUCCCGACGCAUUCAUGUCUGAAAAGACGGCUACCAAUCCUGAAGAGGCUUCGCAAGGCAUUGUCGACAUCAAAAUCACGAAAGUCGGUUUACUCUGGCGCAAAGAUGCCAAAAAGAGGAAGACUCGUUCGCCUUGGCAAGAAUGGGGGGCCAUACUCACUGGCGCACAGCUGUAUUUUUUUCGCAAUACAGGCUGGAUAAAGAGCCUUAUACACCAAUACGAAAACCACAUCAAGUCUGGGAACGACGACGUUCCUAUCACUUUCAAUCCUCCCCUUCACGAGUUCAAGCCGGACGCAUUAAUGUCCACACAAGGUGCAGUGGCAUUGCUUGAUACGACAUACAAAAAGCAUAAGAAUGCAUUCAUUUAUGUACGGCAGGAGGGGCUCGAUGAGGUGCUCCUCGCGGACAAUGAGGACGAGCUAAACGAUUGGCUGGCAAAGUUGAAUUACGCUGCUGCUUUUAGAACGUCGGGCGUGAAAAUGCGAGGCAUCGUCGGCGGAAACUAUGAUGGUCAAGGUAGGAGAGGCAUGAGACGGCUCGAUAGCUCCGAUGGCAUUCAACUGGUCCAGACGCCUACAGGACCUGUUACCAUAGCGCGGGGCAAGAUUGACCACAAGAUGGCCGAGGACAUUCAGAUCGCACGCCGCGGAUACAUGCAGGCGCAGAUUGCCCAAUCCAGCCACAAAGUAGAGGAGGCUCAAAAACAACUCGAAGAGCAGCUACGGAACGCUCGUCAUCUUCAAAUAUUAGCGCCCAUUCAGCCGAGGACAAGAGAAAAUGUUCUGUCUGCAGCGGCUCGUUUGAGUGCACAGCUCAAGUGGACUCGAAUGCAGAUAUGGAAAGAAACUUGCCACCGAGACAUCCUGCUUCAAGAUUUCAAUGAAGAUCUCCCAGCAUAUCCGGCUCUGUCGACACCAAAGAGCAAGCAAAACUCGGAGCAGGACGGCUCGCCAACCCCGAAGCCUCCCCUUGUCAAAACAGAAUCGAAAGCGACCAAACUCAGCGCGAGUGAAAACGAUCCUGUCACUCCUACAGACUUGUGCAUCGCCCGAUUAUCUAGCACGGCGAACACGUCUACGGAUAACGAUGCGCCAAAAGAAGUUGAAGGCGACGCUCUCUCUUCCACCAAUACAGCAUCGCCGAUAAGAAGCCCAGUCUCCAGCCCCAGGCCAACGACGGGACGGCCUUCAAGUGGGCAAGAGAGCACACAACCACGCAAAUCUACCGAACUGGAUGAGAUGGAUGCCGAAGAACAAGAUCUACUGAGGCAAGCAGGGCUUCUUGAAAGCCGAAUGGGCAAAGAUACUGUUGACAAGCCGAAUACGCCUCUCACUGCCGUUUCAGCGGAUACAUCAGCCGAACGCGAUAAGUUGGAGCGAUCAAAAGUUCGCCGCAGUCUCCAGCGUACUCUUAGAGAGAGUGCAGGCCAUUUGUCUCAUCACAGGAGCAAGAGAGGAAAAGAGCCCGAUUCCACUCGGUCGGAGGAGACUGGAAGAGAUAGCAUGCUAUCGCGUGGCACGGGCAGUUUUGUUGUUCAUGGCAAAAAGGCUUCCGUCAUCAACCUGGGCACUGAGAUUCAAAACAUGUCCACUGACGACAAAAUCAUUGCGUUGAAACUGCAACAUCAAGGUGAUCAACCUCCAUCCCCUAGCUUGAGCUACGGCGGCGACGAAGAUUUCCAUUCUGCUGUUGAGGUCUCAUCAGAAGGUGGUGAUUCACGAGAUCGACGAGAAUCCUCAGCAAGUGCGAAUACAGCUACUGCCUUGAGCUUCCGGGAGCUUCACCGGAAAUAUUCGUCAGCACAGGCUGCUAGGAUUGUUUCCGCUAGCGGACGUCUUGCAAUUCCAUCCGAUGGUGAAAGUGAGGCUGCUGUGAGUUUCUCGGAUGGACGAAGGUCGCCCCUACCGCCUAUUGAAACCGAGUCCGAUGAGGACAAUGCUGAACCAAACACGAAUGGAAGUUCUCCGGCAAAAGCUAUUCUUGACUCGAAGACUGAUGACAACCCGGACAGCGAUAGCGAUAAGGAUGAAGACAAUCGAGAAGAGAAGCGUGAUCUAAGUCCAGGCCUGGCCAGGCUUGCUAGCCGCGCACUGCGGGUGGCAGAUGCAUAA